Messenger RNA from Ochlerotatus camptorhynchus, 981 nucleotides. Its product is annotated as pancreatic lipase-related protein 2. The record is from RefSeq and is a predicted model, not a curated record. The transcript is spliced from 5 exons. NCBI's taxonomy places the organism in Eukaryota, Metazoa, Arthropoda, Insecta, Diptera, Culicidae. Gene Ontology annotation, molecular function: lipase activity. The coding region runs from base 1 to 981 and encodes 326 amino acids. Gene Ontology annotation, biological process: lipid catabolic process.
AUGCAUUCAGUAGCAAUCGAGAAUCAGCUCAAAGAAAACAUGCCUUCAGUACUUCUACUCUAUCUAUUCCUUCGUUUUGGCUGCCCGGCGGCACAACACACACCUUUCGAGGAUGAACUUGCUCAAGUGAAACUCUACUACUACGCAAGUACAACGCAUGAUGUUGACAUUUCCGAAAAUGGCCCAUUGUCAGAGUUUGAUGCACAAAAGCAACUGAAAGUAAUAGUUCACGGAUGGAAUGCUAAUCGUCACCAGCUUGCACUGACACCAGUGCAAAAUGCUUAUUUGAGCCAAAACAAACACAACAUAUUAGCUGCCGAUUGGGCAAACAUAGCGUCAAAACCAUAUCCCAUUGCAAGGGAACUGACACGUGCAUUGGGGUACCGAAUAGGAUCGAUUUUGUCAACAUUCGUUGCCAAUAUGAACAUAAGCUACGAUCGAGUGCAUGUGAUAGGACACAGUCUCGGAGCGCACAUUGCUGGAAAUAUAGGAAAGUAUUUCGGCGGAAAACUGUCAAGAAUUACAGCAUUGGAUCCAGCUGGGCCGCACUUCGUUACACUAUCCACCGAUGCAAUUGCUCACUCAGAUGCUCACUUUGUGGAUGCCAUUCACAGCGAUAUCAUCCUAGGAGAAACCGUUCAUAGGGCUCACAUAGACUUUUAUCCUAACCGAGGACUCUCUUCCCAACCCGGAUGUGAAGCUUUGGAUAUUCUAACAUUACAUGCCUGCAGCCACUAUAGAGCACCAGCUUUCUUUGCCGAAUCAAUUCUCAUACCAGAAAAUUUCAUUGCCCAUGAGUGCGAGUUGAAGAAAAUUCUGAGUUCACCAUCCGCUUGCAUGCUAGUGGAAAUCCGCUCAAAACAAAGAAAAUAUGUUAUCAUGGGAGAGUACGUAAAUCAAAGCACUCGAGGGACUUUUUAUCUACAAACAUCCAAUUUGCCUCCUUAUGGGAUAGGAAAUAGAGCUGUUCGACGAAGAUGA